Saccharomycopsis crataegensis is the source of this 1842-nucleotide messenger RNA. RefSeq lists its product as uncharacterized. Lineage: Eukaryota; Fungi; Ascomycota; Saccharomycetes; Ascoideales; Saccharomycopsidaceae. Bases 1 to 1842 code for a protein of 613 amino acids. The record is from RefSeq and is a predicted model, not a curated record. The transcript has a single exon.
AUGUUCAGAAUCAUUCAAAACUCAAGCAUAUCCACCAUAAAGAACAAGGUGGGUAGCCAGGUAUCCCAGGCCACCACCAGAAAUGGGAUCAAUAACUUGAAUUACUCUUCCAGAAGAUUGAACUCGACCCUUCAAAACAGCAUUGAACAAGACAUUUUGAAACCUCAACAGCAGCCUUCUCAUAUUAAUGGCAAUGGCAGAAACUACAGAAACCCUAGACACUCGAAUAACAAGAAUAGAAACUUCCGCAACAACAACAACAACAACAAUAACAAUUAUCACAACUCCAACCAAAGACUUAACCAUGCCGCCAACGAAAUCCCCCAAGGCACCGAUAAUCCAUGGUUUCACGAACUCAUGGCGUUCGAAGACUGCGUUGGCAUCACUUAUGAUUCAAAAAAUGCUUCGGCGUACCACAACCCCCAAUUCUGGGCAUCGAUCCAAAAGGCCAUGGAAUUAUACACCAACUUGACCGGGACUCCUGAUUUCAACGCCGAAAGAGUGGCGAAAUUAAUUUAUCUUUUACACACUGGGUUAAGACAAAACCGUCAGCAGAGCUUGAAGUUGGACAAGAAACCCGACUUUGAUGCCAGAAACUUCCAUAAAGAUAUGAUUGAUUACAUUUGUGUGUCGCUUAGGACAGUGGCGUCGGAUAUCAUUAGCAACAAAAAUUCUAUCAACCAAUACGGGGCCAUGCACUUGAUCACCUCGUUCAAAGAAUUACAAUUAUCCAAUGAAGCGAUCUCGAUUUGGGAAAAUGCCAGAGUCUCGAACAGCGGCAAUGUGUUUUUGGACCCUAGAGUUGUCGGGGUUAUUUUACCAUUGAUGUAUGAAAAUGGCCACUCUUUCCAAGAUAUCCAAAACUUAUUUGAAACCUCUAGAGGGCAAAUCAAUUAUUACCAUCCGAACUUGGCGGUAGGGAUGAUCCGUGCAUGUUUAUUGGCCAAUGAAAUCAACAUUGCCUUGAAAUUGUUUGAAGAAUUGUGCGGCAACAGUCAAGUGAAAAAGUUUGGGUAUUUGACAGAAACCCAUUUAAGUUUUAUUGGGGAAUCCCAUGACUUAAGCGUUGCCAACACGUUUUUUGAAAAAGCAUUAUACGACGAAAUGCCUUAUAAAGUUGAUUUACAAGUGCCAUACGUCAAGAAGUUUAUUUUCAACACCUGGAGCCAAACCAAAGAUUUUGACCAAGUUUUGAAUAUCUGGAUUAAAUGCUGGCAAAAUUACGGCACCAAUGUCACCAAAGGGGUUUCAUCGUCGCUUAAUGAAUUGUUCUUGUCGAUUUUCUUUAACAAUUUUGAAAAUGACAAGAUGGGGGGUUUUGAGAAAUUGAAACAAAUCAUCAAAGUGUACGCCAGUAUUAAACCAUUGGACGAGCCAUUUUUGAACAUUAUCAUGACCAAAUGUGUGGUGUGGCAAGAUGCCAGUAUCAUUAGUGAAAUCUUCAAAUACUAUAUGUAUUACAAUGUCAGGAGAACCCAAGUGGCGUACCGUGUCGGCUUAAAGGCUAUGGGGUCGAUUCCGGUUGGCGAUGCCGAGAUCUUGAACAGGUGGAAUGAGUUGAUUGUAUUUAGUGAUUUCCAAGGUGCCAAUUUCAUCCAUAACGCUGAUUGGGCGGCAUUAAGAGACGCGACCAUCGCCUCGCAAUACGGGGAUCGGGUGAUGUUGUACGCGAAGUUGGUCAAGGCAUAUUCCAAAUAUUCGAAAGAUAUCAAUCAAGUGAAGAUUCUUGUUGAUUUGAAUAGCUCUAGAUAUAAUUACAUUGCUCCGGUGAUGGCCGAUUUGGAGAAUUUGGAUAUUAGUGAUAUCCAUGUGCCAGUGUUUAAGAAUAUCAAAAGUUUAUAG